AUGCCUCCAUGGUCGAAUGUGGGGGUUAUCCCUCCGUCAUUGCCGGACCACUGUGAGCCAGCCAAUGAGUUCUUGUACAAACUGUCUUCAUCCUUUCAUACAUGCAUCCCAACAAAUCUCGCCUUCAUCUCCAUACUAUUGGGCACGUUGAGUAUCGUGUCAUGGCUGUUCGCUCAGCUCCCUCAAAUAUACAAAAAUUACAAGAUCAGAUCUACAGCAGGGCUUUCCAUCUACUUUUUAAUCGAAUGGUGCCUGGGUGAUGCAUCAAACUUGCUGGGUGCAUUACUCACCCGCCAAGCUACAUGGCAGGUUGUAGUAGCUGGCUACUACGUCUGUGUCGAUGCGAUCCUGGUGGGACAGUGGUUCUGGUACGAACACAUUUUGGCCCGAUGGAGUCGGGACAAUCCUCACUACAUCAAUCGUGUACAACCCGGUACCUCUCCGAUCGUUUCGCUGUCUCCCCGGACCAUGCUCUAUAUCUCGCUUCUUUGCGCCUUACUGAGCGCGCGCCCGUCCGUGGCUGCAAAGACCGAGAUCUCGAACUUGGAAAUGAGCGAGAGCAAUCCUGCAGAGGCAGCUGGCCGUAUCCUUUCCUGGCUUUCGACCCUAUUAUACCUUGGAUCCCGCCUCCCGCAAUUGUACAAGAAUCACGUUCGCCGUUCUACUGCAGGUCUCAGCCCCUUCCUUUUUCUUGCUGCGUUUUUCGGAAAUCUCUUUUAUUCCUCAUCACUUCUCACCAACCCUUGCGCUUGGAAUGACUUUCCUAGCUAUGGAGGCGGCGGUUGGGUUGGUGAAGAGGGCAAUGAUAGAUUAGAAUGGGUCAGUCUGGCGGCUCCCUUCUGGCUGGGUGCUGCCGGCGUCCUCGUCCUGGAUGCGACAAUGGGCAUUCAAUUCAUACUUUUUGGCGAGCAUGGCGAGAACGUCGUCAUUCGCGACAAAUCGGAAGGCCGGUGGCGGCGUGUCAGUGGCUGGAUGCGUGGCUGGAUGCCGAGCAUGUCAUUGACCAGGACCGCUGGUGCCGAUGCGCAGCAGCUGCUUUACGACGGUAGAGACGGCUACGGAACAGUUUAG
Xylona heveae TC161 is the source of this 1071-nucleotide messenger RNA. RefSeq lists its product as hypothetical. The transcript is spliced from 2 exons. The coding region runs from base 1 to 1071 and encodes 356 amino acids. NCBI's taxonomy places the organism in Eukaryota, Fungi, Ascomycota, Xylonomycetes, Xylonales, Xylonaceae. The record is from RefSeq and is a predicted model, not a curated record.